This is a messenger RNA of Merops nubicus (carmine bee-eater), 546 nucleotides long. RefSeq names its product protein scribble homolog. The transcript has 5 exons. The coding region runs from base 33 to 461 and encodes 142 amino acids. NCBI's taxonomy places the organism in Eukaryota, Metazoa, Chordata, Aves, Coraciiformes, Meropidae. The record is from RefSeq and is a predicted model, not a curated record.
AAUCGCUUGAACAGGAUGCUCUUAAAGCCCAGAUGGUUAUUGCCAAGUCCAAGGAGGGGAAGAAGCGCAGCACUCUGGAGCAGCUGGCAGAGUCACCUUCGCCUGUGCCCACCCCGUCACCGACACCGCUGGAAGACUGCAGCCCCAGAGGCGUCACCUCGCCGGGAAGGCUGUCCAUGUCUGAAAAGAAGUUUGACUACCGGGAAUUUGCUGCUAUUCCUUCCUCCAAACCUGUUUACGAAAUCCAGUCUCCUGAUGCAGCUGAUGACCUCAGACACGUCGAUGACAGAAAUAACUCAGUUCCCCAGGAGCAGGAUGGGCAGCCAGGGGAAGAGGAAAUGUUAGUAACGCGUGAUUCAUCAACACCCACUCCGUCAGCACUGGAAGAAAUGGCCCUGUACAGCAGCAGGCGCAAGCUCCGCCACGGCCGGCGCAGCCUGGAGGCUGCCGUCCCUACGUAGGAGACCUGACGCGCCUGGGCGAUGGCGUAGCCCAGCACGGGGCUUCGGGGCUGCCUGUGCUCCAGGGACAGCACUGCACUGCCCA